Messenger RNA from Pyrenophora tritici-repentis Pt-1C-BFP, 582 nucleotides. RefSeq lists its product as uncharacterized. NCBI's taxonomy places the organism in Eukaryota, Fungi, Ascomycota, Dothideomycetes, Pleosporales, Pleosporaceae. The record is from RefSeq and is a predicted model, not a curated record.
AUGGGCAAGGCGAAGCAGCACCAAUUUGACGUAUUGGAUAAAAGGCUAGUGGACGAGCUGCAGACCAUACAGGACAUGAUUUCGCUGUCGCACCAGUGUUCGGUGAACUGGGACCAUGAGAACGGGUGGGACAAUCGCGUGUACAUCAAGGUGCUGGAGCUGGCGUUGGGAAACGAUGAGACGAGUGUUCGGUUCCGAAGCGUAACUGCAGCUAGAAUCACACCGGAAUAUCGCCACAUGCGCUUGAACAGCCUCAUAACUGGCAAGAUCCUUGCUUACGCCAUUUAUCUCGAGCCCUCCGGUCCCGCACGCGACAUCAUACCAUCCCCUCAUUGCGUGGUCGCUCUUCUUCGCCCGGUUCACGCCCUCAAACGCUCCCCACCCAUCGAAUUUGGACAUACGCAAACCGGUUUCGAAUAUUCGGAUCUUCCAUUCGGUUCCCUUGGGAAACGCGGCGAAUACGGUGCAGACAUAUCGGCCGGUCAAGAGCUUAAGGGCGCUGAGGGAUUGGGUCGAUGGGGACUUCCGCAGUGGCGGGAUGUGUUUUUGGGGGUUCGCGACGCUGAAGCGGGCGGUGGGUGA